GCAGAUCUCUGUCUCCUCUCUCUCUCGUAACUGUAUUCGAUGGCACCGAAGAAGGCAGAGGAAGUGGUCGACAAUCCUCCUACUUCCAGUGAAGAAGAGGAAUCUGGCUCAUCUGGAGAAGAAUCUGAGUCUUCUGCUGAAGUUUCGAAGAAAGACGAGUCUUCCAAGAAACCUGAAUCUGAUUCAGAAGGUGAAUAUGAAUCGGAGUCCGAAUCCGAUUCGGAGCCUGCUAAGACGAUGGAGCUGAUGCCUCUUGUGACCAAAGCAAUUCCAGAGAAAUCUGGAUCUGCCGCGACUGUACCUGAGAGUUCAACGGCUAAGCGUCCUUUGAAGGAACCUGUUUCUGAAGCUAUUAAGAAGCUCAAGACAUCGGAGACUGAGCAUGUGAAGAAGCCGGUAAAAAAUGAUGAGGUUAAGAAGAUUUCUGGAGAUGAUGCUAAGAAGAUGUUUCAGAGAUUGUUCAGCGAGGCUGAUGAAAUCGCUUUGCUUCAAGGUAUUAUUGAUUUCACUUCUACCAAAGGAGAUCCUUAUGAGGAUAUUGAUGCUUUUUGCAUUUAUGUUAAGAAGUUGAUCGAUUUCAAUGCUACCAAAAACCAAAUUGUUACCAAACUUCAGAGAUUGAAGAAGAAGUUUAAUAAUACUGUGAAGAAGUCUCUUAAGAAGGGAAAGAGUGAAGAUGAGAUUGAAUUUGCUAAAGAUAUUGAGCAGAAAGGCUUUGAAUUGUCGAGAAAGAUUUGGGGAAGCAGUGGUGUUUUGGCUUCUAAAUCAUCAAGGAAGAAAGUUGGAGGAACCCCUGCCCCGAAAGAGAUGAAGUUAGUAGCUCAUUCCUCUCCCAAGAAACAACAAGAAGAAGCGAAGAAACCGGAGAAAACAGAGACCAAGGUUGUGAACACAUCUCUCUCAAUUGGUAGAGAGAUUGCAUCGUUCUUCAAUGCAGAGAAUAAGAGCUCUUGUGGUUUGGAUGAAUCCACAAUAAGUGCGGUUUGGGCAAAGGUUGCGGAUGGAGCUGAGAAGAGAGAAGUGGAGGAAAAAUGGAAGAAGCUCAAGGCUAAGGAGUUUGAGCUAUGUUUGCAGAGGUCUGGACUCGUUUUGGCGUCGGGAGGAGUUGUUAAAGAGAUGGCGUCAUGGACUUCAUCCCAGUUCCUGUAUGAAGAAACCAAGCCAUGGGGUAUUCAGUUCUUGGAACGGUUUAAGCGUUCAGGAAGACUCUCCUUCAAGCAAUACCAAGCCCUUGUGUUUAUCUUGACCUUUGUCGCCUACGUCGCCUUCCAUGCUGCUCGAAAGCCCAAUAGCAUUGUCAAGGGAACGCUUUCCGCAUCAACAAUCAAAGGCGGUUGGGCUCCUUUUGAUGGACCCGAUGGACCAGCCUUGCUUGGGCAGAUCGACUUGGUUUUCCUCUCUGUCUAUGCGGUUGGGAUGUUUGUGGCAGGUCACUUGGGAGAUCGUUUGGAUCUCAGGACGUUUCUGACUAUCGGUAUGAUCGGGACCGGUCUUUUCACAGCUCUCUUUGGGGUCGCAUUCUGGGCAGAUUUCCACAGCUUCUACUAUUUCUUGGCGGUUCAGGUUAUGGCGGGGUGGUUUCAGUCGAUAGGUUGGCCUUGUGUCGUGGCCGUGCUCGGGAACUGGUUCGACAAGAAGAGAAGAGGAAUGGUUAUGGGUGUUUGGAGUGCUCACACUUCCCUCGGUAACAUCGCAGGGUCUCUGAUCGCAUCUGGACUGCUUAGAUAUGGGUGGGGUUGGUCAUUUCUUGGCCCGGCUUUGCUCAUGACUUUUCUUGGGAUCGUUGUUUACCUUUUCUUGCCGGUGAAUCCUCCAACCGUUGAGGCUGAGAGAGAUGGAACUGAAAUUGACUCCACCAUGAGGCUCGGUGACACCAUUACAGAGAGCUUCUUGGAAUCUAGAAUGAGUACUGGAUUCGAUAGAAAGGCAGUGGGGUUCAUGGCCGCUUGGAAAAUCCCCGGUGUUGCUCCUUUCGCCUUGUGCCUCUUCUUCACUAAGUUGGUCUCAUACACAUUCCUCUACUGGCUUCCUUUCUACGUCAGCCACAACAUGAUCGGAGGAGAGUACCUGUCUGAGGAGACAUCAGGAAACUUGUCGACAAUCUUCGAUGUUGGAGGCGUUGUUGGUGGAGUCUUAGCCGGAUACAUGUCUGAUCAACUCAACGGCAGAGCCAUGACAGCAGCAGGAUUCAUGUACUUGGCAAUCCCAGCUCUUUUCCUCUACAGAGUCUUGGGACAUAUCUCAUUGACCAUCAAUGUCAUCCUCAUGUUCAUAUCAGGAGUCUUCAUCAUUGGACCAUUUGCUCUCAUCACAACAGCUGUCUCAGCUGAUCUCGGAACACACAAAUCUCUCAAAGGCAAUGCUAGGGCUUUGGCUACAGUCACAGCUAUCAUAGACGGUACAGGAUCCGUCGGUGCUGCGAUUGGACCAGUCCUCACCGGUUACAUCUCUGCGAUUAGCUGGGACGCAGUGUUCUACAUGUUGAUGACUGCAGCUUUGAUCUCUGGAUUGUUGCUCACAAAACUAAUCAUAGCAGAAGUCAAGGCUCUAUUGUUUGGAUCAGAAGAAGAAGUAGCUGCAUCAUCAUCAUCACCAGCAUCCAGAGCUCCCAUUGAUGUCCUCCUUUGAGUUUUUUUUUUCCUUCAUGAUUUCUCAGUUUCUUUAACAAUUUCGCAAGAGAGAGACUUUUUAUCUAUUUAUUUUAAAGUUGGUUCCUUUUUUCCCAGUUGUCUUAAACAUGAUCAUGUCUUCAAUUUCUAAAGUUUGAAUGAGAAUUGAAUUACCUAAUUUGAUUGUCGAAUGUGAUUAAAUCAGCUAAAAGUGC
This is a messenger RNA of Arabidopsis arenosa, 2824 nucleotides long. Lineage: Eukaryota; Viridiplantae; Streptophyta; Magnoliopsida; Brassicales; Brassicaceae. The record is from the annotation of a GenBank genome assembly.